Messenger RNA from Oncorhynchus mykiss (rainbow trout), 2067 nucleotides. It is a transcript of the gene tmx4, whose product is annotated as thioredoxin-related transmembrane protein 4. Gene Ontology annotation, cellular component: endomembrane system. NCBI's taxonomy places the organism in Eukaryota, Metazoa, Chordata, Actinopteri, Salmoniformes, Salmonidae. The record is from RefSeq and is a predicted model, not a curated record. Gene Ontology annotation, molecular function: disulfide oxidoreductase activity.
UCGACCUUAAAAAAAAACCCUGUUUCUGUUACUUCCGUGUUUAGCGUUCUAGGCAGUUUUCGUUUCGGAACAGCAACAUGGCGCAGCUGAAAACAAAACGUUCCUGUAAACUGUUAUGUCAAACUAAUUCACCUUCAUGUAAAUUAUCAUGUAGUCAUCUUUUCCAACCACUCCUCUCAAUAAUAUUAGUCAGCUCCAUCGCAAGUUCUGCUGUAGCAGAAACAGAGACAGGCGUCCUGACAAUAACAGAUGCUAACUGGACGGUCACUAUGGAUGGCGAGUGGAUGAUAAAGUUUGUUGCUCCCUGGUGCCCGGCAUGUGCCCAGCUGAAGGAGCAGUGGGAGAGAUUCUCCAGCCUGGCAGCAGCCAUGGGGGUUUCAGUAGGAGAAGUGGACGUCACUGAACAGCCUGGUCUCAGUGGACGAUUUUUGGUUACCACACUGCCAACCAUUUUCCAUGUAAAGGAGGGUAGCGUGAGGAGGUAUGUGUCUGUCCGUGAGGCUGAGGAGUUCCAUACAUAUGUCUCUAACAGGAGGUGGGAGGAGGUGGAACCACUGCCUUCAUGGAAGUCUCCUACUUCUCCUCUGAUGAGCUGCAUGGCUGGACUCUUCAGGCUUUCACUGUGGAUCCGGUGGACUCAUGGGUAUCUGACGGGAGAUUUGGGCAUGCCGGUGUGGGGCUCCUACCUCUCCUUUGCCAUGGCAACACUUGUCACUGGGCUGCUGAUGGGACUGGUGCUGGUCCUGGUUGCAGAUUGCCUCUGUCCUUCCCGACAGAAGCUGAAGGAGGAGAGAGCAGGAGUGUGUGUGAGUAUGGCGGAGAAGAGGCAAGCGUCGGAGGCAGAUGAGGGGUCUAACAAGGAGGAGCCAGAGACACUGAGACAGAGGAGAGGACAGGCAAAACGUACCUCCUAACCAGUGGUUGGAACCUAAAUUAUUUUCCAAUUGUUUUGUUCUGAACAGAACCAUUAUUUUUUUUGUUACAUUCCACUGUUUUCCGACCAGCAAAAUAAAGUUCUGAACCGGUUCGAACCAAAUAAAAGUAACAGUUUAUAUUGUUCCUUUCUGUUCCUUUUUAAACCUCUGAAAUUGUACAAAAAUAAAUAAUAAUUUGCUCAACAUUAAAUGACUUCACCAAUCAUGCAGUGCAGAUAGAGCAGCUUGAUAUGGAGCAGACAAGCUAUAGCUCAGUGAGUUGUUUACAUGCAGCUGAAAUUUUGCGGGUGGAGGAAGCUUGGCUUAAAGCGCUGGGCAUCUUGUUGUGACAUGCAUUAUCUGAAUUAGGCCCACAGAAUUAUACCUACGGCGGAGCGGCUUCUUUGGAGGAACUUUGAAUGUCUUUGAACUUCUGAGAUGGCUUAACAUUGAACCAGAACUAGCUAUAGCUAGCUAAUGAGCUUGUGUGCGCAGAGCGGCACCAGAAUUAAAAAUACAUCUUACCUUUUUGUAGUUAAUAAAUACAAUGUGAAAUGUGAUAACUAUAGUAUUCUAACUAGCAUUGAAAAAGUUAAUCCAUUCUUCUCUAAUUAAAAAUCUCUUUCCCUAUCUUCUGAAUCACGCUUGUAACGUCAGUAGGUUACAGCUAUGCUUCGGGGGGUUCUGAUUCUGUUCCUUGGAAAAUGUAGUUAUUUUCCGGUUUUCUGUUCUGUUCCCUGAACCGGUUCCAAAGGAAAUGUUCCCUUCAGACAGGACGACAAAGACAAAAAUGUAUGCUGAACAAAAAGAGUGAUUUGACUAAUGCUUGUCGUGUGUUUUUACAUGUGUGUAUUGGGGGGGGGGGGUCUGGAAUUUUUCACUUUUCUAUUUUUCGUCCACUAUUGUUUUCAUCCGUUUUUUAUAACGUUGUCCAAUUUUCUAUGAUUAUCACAAAAUAAACUUUAUUUUCUUUGAUUUGAAAUAGUUUUAUAUUGUUAAGACUGCCAUAUGCAUACAUACCGUUUGAGCUAGGUGUGAUUCUAUUAUUGAUGGAAGACUAUGAUAAUGACUGAGUGUUGUUGCCAUGUGAGGAGGCCCCUCCAUCCUUGAUAAUGGAUCAUUUAAUCACCAAAAUAAACAUUUUUAUACAAAG